AUGUUCAAGGCGGCAUUGGCAGCAUUUGUCGAUAUGCUAUUGGAUAUCGUACUCUCUACCUCUGCUAGAAGAAACAUCGUAGGAUGCUCUGAGUCGCUUCAUGGCCUAACUGAGCCCGCUUGGUCUUUGUCCCCAUCUGCCAUAGCAUCAGUGAAAACACCGCAGCUUGUGUUCUUGACGCGUAUAUGCAUUAGCAUGGUGGAAAGCGUCGUCCGAAGAAAACAUGCCUGUACCGAAAACGAGCGCAACAUGCUCAUGCAAUCUAGAUCAAAUUCUAUGGCUUGCUUGCAAGAGAAACUUGUGGACCUGGGAUAUGGACCGGAAUUGGCGGUCCUGCCUAGUAUAGAUGUUCCUGCGAUGCAUAGUGUUGUGAACCAUACUUGGCCUCUCACCGAUCAAAUCUGGACCAAUAUCCAAAGGGUGAUUGUCAAGUACAUGCAAGCAAUGAAAGUUAAAUGCCUGGCUCGAGAACACCAUGAGCUUCUCGAAAGUCGGAGGAAGCUCGCUAUCGAUUACCUUCGUAUGUGCAAGACCCUGGCUCCGAGUACCCUCUUCCCUCUGAUGCUCGACUUCUUCGAACUGCCUCCAAUCCGAAAGAUCAUCCAGCUGCCGUCGAACGAAACAGUCACCCGAGGCCACAUUCAUCGACUCACGCUUGAACCGGCAUUACCGGAAGAUCAAGCCAGUGUAUAUCAAGCUGCUAUUCGACCCCGAGACCAUGUCACAUUCUUGCCUCAGUUUAGGGGAUAUAUCCAUAUAUCCAUUCGUGUUCCGUGGAGCACGACCUGCCUCGAGAGCAACGACCGAGUCCCCGAGGUCGUCAGUGCUGUCAUCAACUUUGUUGGUGGAGAUCCCGAGAUGGCCACCGCCGAGGACCUGGCUGAUGCCAUCAGGAGAAAGCACUAUGAAGACACAACGCCGCAGGAAGACUACGUGAAACUUAUCAAUCCUGAUAUAUCUGGGCGGACGACUGGUUCAUACUGGAGUCAGUGUUCGAUGGGGAGCGUGGGGCAUGAUUUUCUCCCUGAGCAGAGGAGUGCGCGGACCACGGAUAGGAUCGCCAUCGCCCCGGAGGGACAUCCGUUGCGAGCUACGGUAGGGAUGGGGUCGCCUCGCUCUUCCAUUUUGGCUUGGUUGUCAUCCAUUUUCUUGCCAUACAAUAACAGUUCCUUACCGGGCUUGUUUUGA
Guyanagaster necrorhizus is the source of this 1188-nucleotide messenger RNA. RefSeq lists its product as uncharacterized. Lineage: Eukaryota; Fungi; Basidiomycota; Agaricomycetes; Agaricales; Physalacriaceae. Bases 1 to 1188 code for a protein of 395 amino acids. The record is from RefSeq and is a predicted model, not a curated record. The transcript has 10 exons.